Cololabis saira (Pacific saury) is the source of this 1415-nucleotide messenger RNA. Its product is annotated as zinc finger protein ZFP2-like. The transcript has a single exon. Gene Ontology annotation, cellular component: nucleus. NCBI's taxonomy places the organism in Eukaryota, Metazoa, Chordata, Actinopteri, Beloniformes, Belonidae. The record is from RefSeq and is a predicted model, not a curated record. Gene Ontology annotation, biological process: regulation of transcription by RNA polymerase II. The coding region runs from base 38 to 1072 and encodes 344 amino acids. Gene Ontology annotation, molecular function: RNA polymerase II cis-regulatory region sequence-specific DNA binding; DNA-binding transcription activator activity, RNA polymerase II-specific.
AGUCUUCACCACUUCAUCAGGUCUGAGAAAACAUAAGAUGAUUCACACUGGAGAUAAACCGUUCACUUGUGAUCAGUGUGGAGCAGCUUUUACCCAAAAAAGUCAUCUAAGGACUCACCAACGUAUUCACACUGGAGAUAAACCGUUCACUUGUGAUCAGUGUGGAGCAGCUUUUACCACAUCAAGUUAUCUAAAGAUUCACCAACGUAUUCACACUGGAGAAAAACCGUUCACUUGUGAUCAGUGUGGAGCAGCUUUUACCCAACGAGGUAGUCUAAGGACUCACCAACGUGUUCACACUGGAGAUAAACCGUUUAGGUGUGAUGAGUGUGGAGCAGCUUUUACCCGACAAAGUGAUCUAAAGAUUCACCAACGUAUUCACACUGGAGAUAAACCGUUCACUUGUGAUCAGUGUGGAGCAGCUUUUAGCAGACAACAUAAUCUAAGGACUCACCAACGUAUUCACACUGGAGAUAAACCGUUCACUUGUGAUCAGUGUGGAGCAGCUUUUACCACAUCAAGUUAUCUAAUUAUUCACCAACGUGUUCACACUGGAGAUAAACCGUUUAGGUGUGAUCAGUGUGGAGCAGCUUUUACCACUUCAGGUAAUCUAAGGACUCACCAACAUAUUCACACUGGAGAUAAACCGUUCAGAUGUGAUCAGUGUGGAUCAUCUUUUACCCAACAAAGUCAUCUAAGGUAUCACCAACGUAUUCACACUGGAGAUAAACCGUUCACUUGUAACCAGUGUGGAGCAGCUUUUACCACAUCAAGUUAUCUAAUUAUUCACCAACGUGUUCACACUGGAGAUAAACCGUUUAGGUGUGAUCAGUGUGGAGCAGCUUUUACCACAUCAAGUCAUCUAAUUAUUCACCAACGUGUUCACACUGGAGAUAAACCGUUCAGAUGUGAUCAGUGUGGAGCAGCUUUUACCACAUCAGGUAAUCUAAUGACUCACCAACGUAUUCACACUGGAGAUAAACCGUUCAGAUGUGAACAGUGUGAGGCAGCUUUUACCACAUCAAGUCAGCUAAAGAAGCACCAACGUACUCACACGAGUGAUAAACUCUAAAGAUUUGAUCAGUAUGAAGUGUGGAAUUGCAAAAAACACCUCAGCACAGCAAAAAAAGCAAAAUAAUCAGACAAGGUCAUACCUAAAACUUGAAAGACUAACAUAUUUCCCCUGGACAUCUCCUGGGAAGGUGUUCCUGGCAUGUCCCACCAGGAAAAGAGCCAGGACACACCAGAGGGAAUGUCUUUUGGCUGACCUGGGAACGUCUCUGGAUCCCUCCAGAAGAGCUGGAUGAAAUGUGUGGGGUGAGGGAAGUCUGGACAUCUCUGCUCAGACUGCUGCCCCCGCUAACCAGUCCCACAUCAAGUGGAUGAAGAUGGAAAAAAUCCAUAUAUCUGCAAAA